GCGCUCUGUAACGGUAAUAUCACGAAGAAAGACUGAGGAGAAUAGAACAUAUUUCACGUUUGCUAAAAAUAACACUUUCCAAAAUACGACAAAAAAGAAAAAUGAUUGAAACAAAAUCAAAAAUAACCGCACUGAGUGUGCGUCUCCGUACAAAUUAAUAUUCUCAAAUCUAAGUUUUCAUCAAAAUAUUACAUUACGUUCACCGCGGUGGUGCCUUCACGGAUUGUGUGUGUUUCAUAUAUACUCUACAAAAAAACCGACCAUUUAAUUACCGUGUGUUAAAGAAAACUAAGAGUGUAACAAUACAUCUGCUGCCUUGUCUGAAUUCAAUUCCAAAAUAACGCAACUCUUCUUCUUCGCAUUAAAACAUUUUUAUAUUCGAAAUCAAGAAUACAUGUGCCUAUCAUCAUAAUAUAAUAGCAACAAAAGCCAUUUGGAAUACGAACAUAACGAUCGUAUACCUUCCCUUCUUAACAAGCGAAUUGUGUGUAAUUCACUAUAGUUUUUCGAUGAGUAUUAUUCGUACGUUUACAUGCCAAGACAAGAGUCGCUUGUUAUUCACGGAAACAUAAAAAAAUUAACAUUUUUUUUGAGCAUUUUUACAUGAACCAUUGUUCGGGAGUGACGUAACUUACAUUGUCAGUGAAAUUUAUCAAAAUUCUAGUGAAUGCACAAAACGAGGUGUUUUGCUUGGUUUCUUCGACGAAAAUCGAUUUUUCGUUAUCAAAGCGUGUGACAACUAGUUAUUCGAAUAAUGUGCAGUGCGAUGACAAUAUUUUUAGUCGUUGAAUGACUAAGGAAAAUAAUUCGUAUUUGAACAGUUGAAAUUCAGCUAAAUUUAAACUAUCGCUUUCCACGAAUAUAAUCUAAAACAAAAACGGUUUCAUCCGGUAAAUCAUAGCCAGGUGUGGGCUGCUGUUUAUAGUAAUUGUUUAAUUGUUGGAAUGGAUAUAACCAUAGUCGCCGCAUGUGAAGUUCUUCUUAUCUACGAACAAAUUAAUCAAAAGCUAGUAAACAAAUUCAAUUAGAAUUUGCUUUUUAGCGCCACUCAGAAUAUGGCUGAAGCUGAAAAACGUCCAUCAUCACCAAAAUGCCCAACGAAUCGAAUACUACGAUGUUUCUCGGGUCGUUACAACGUCACCGAAGAUGAAGUCAAACGAUUCAUCAACGUAUCCACACUAGUCAGCAAUGAAAAGGCGAAAGAGAUAUUUCGUCACUUCCUCGAAACGAACAAAGCAUCGUUAGCCCUACAGACACUAAAAUGCUACGAACUAGCUGAUAAGCAGCUAAACGACAAAGACAGCCGAACAGAGGACAGCUAUGACGAGCUGAAAGAAUUGAUGCCAGCGUACAUUUGGGAGAAGCGUUUAGAUGAUGCCAUAGAAGCGAAAGAUGAUGAUGUGUUGGUCGAGUAUUUGUUGAGACUGAUGGAAGAAUGUAAACGGUACAUUGAAACGCAUCAGGAUUUUAGACGGUACCGAAAAACAAUGUUGGAUAAACUGAAGAAGUGUACUUGUUGAUUGGUUGAGGCAUUUUUUUAGUAAAUUUUAAGUUUUCUAUAAUGAAUAUUAAAACGCUUUGUUGAACAUA
Bradysia coprophila is the source of this 1590-nucleotide messenger RNA. RefSeq lists its product as uncharacterized. NCBI's taxonomy places the organism in Eukaryota, Metazoa, Arthropoda, Insecta, Diptera, Sciaridae. The record is from RefSeq and is a predicted model, not a curated record.